CGAUCCGCCGUUUUUUCCGGCGUCUCGUGCACUCCCUGUCCUUAGCCUUGGCCUUUCUUUCCCGUCCUCCGUCUCUCUUCCCUCUGCACGCCUUUUUCUCUACUCUAGCUAGAUUCGCUUUUCGUUUCUCUCCUCUCCCUCCCGCUCCCCCCCUGGUUCAUUGUUAAGAUGUUCUCCCUAAGGACAGCGCAGCCCGCGCAAUCUUUCCUCCGUCGCGCUGCAGUGACAGCUCCCACCGUCCGCUCCCCCUUGGCAGCAAGAUCCUUUGCUAGCGUUCAGUCGGACAUCUUCAAGCCGACCAAGUAUGGUGGCAAAUACACUGUCACGCUCAUCCCAGGUGAUGGAAUUGGUGCUGAAGUUGCUGAAUCGGUCAAGACCAUUUUUAAAGCCGACAAUGUGCCCAUUGAGUGGGAGCAGGUAGAUGUUAGUGGUGUUGACGCGGGCAACAAACAUUCGGAAGAACUUUUUAAGGAAUCUAUCGCUUCCCUUCGCCGCAACAAGCUGGGUCUCAAGGGUAUCCUCUUCACUCCCGUUGAGCGCUCCGGCCACCAAUCAUUCAACGUUGCUCUCCGACAGGAGCUUGAUAUCUUUGCCUCGAUUGUUCUGAUUAAAAACAUCCCGGGCUACAAGACGCGCCAUGAGAAUGUCGACCUUUGCAUCAUCCGUGAGAACACCGAGGGAGAAUACUCUGGCCUUGAACAUCAGUCUGUUCAGGGUGUCGUUGAGUCGCUGAAAAUCAUCACUCGUGCGAAAUCUGAGCGUAUCUCUAAAUUUGCUUUCGGCUUUGCCCUGGCAAAUAACAGGAAGAAGGUUACCUGUAUUCACAAGGCGAACAUCAUGAAAUUGGCCGAUGGUCUGUUCCGUAGCACUUUCCACAAAGUCGCCGAGAACUAUCCGACUCUGGAGGUUAACGAUAUGAUCGUUGACAAUGCAUCCAUGCAGGCUGUGUCCCGGCCCCAGCAGUUUGACGUCAUGGUCAUGCCCAAUCUGUACGGCGGAAUUCUUUCCAAUGUCGGUGCAGCUCUUGUUGGCGGACCAGGCGUUGUCCCUGGCUGCAACAUGGGUCGCGACGUUGCUGUGUUUGAACCCGGUUGCCGUCACGUCGGGCUCGAUAUCAAGGGUAAGGACCAGGCGAACCCCAGUGCUAUGAUCCUCUCUGGGUCUAUGCUUCUGCGCCACCUCGGCUUGGAUGAUCACGCAAACAGAAUCUCCAAGGCUGUGUACGAUGUCAUCGGUGAAGGUAAAACGAGAACCCGUGACAUGGGUGGUCAGGCCACCACCCAUGAGUUCACUAGGGCCGUUCUGGACAAAAUGGAGGCCGCUCUGUAAACUGCGGGACCUUGCCCGGCUUAAUCGCUGUUCUCACGAUAAUGAAAGCUUGUAUAAGCCAGUAGAUUACUCAGUGAAUGCCAUGCUGGCUCUCUGGGUUUAUGUCUUUACUGUGUAUUAUCUUUCGCUGAAGCGACAUCGAAGGCGUCCUAACCACAAUUGAAGCUUAUCACAAAUUUGCGGAGCUAGGAUGUGUAAAAUUACAUACUAGGUUUUGAAAAU
Messenger RNA from Aspergillus caelatus, 1551 nucleotides. RefSeq names its product isocitrate dehydrogenase (NAD(+)) IDH1. Gene Ontology annotation, molecular function: NAD binding; isocitrate dehydrogenase (NAD+) activity; magnesium ion binding. The record is from RefSeq and is a predicted model, not a curated record. The coding region runs from base 169 to 1329 and encodes 386 amino acids. Gene Ontology annotation, biological process: isocitrate metabolic process; tricarboxylic acid cycle. Lineage: Eukaryota; Fungi; Ascomycota; Eurotiomycetes; Eurotiales; Aspergillaceae. Gene Ontology annotation, cellular component: mitochondrion. The transcript is spliced from 5 exons.